CUCUGCCGGUGUAUGUGUAUAUAUCGCGGCCAACAGGGACGAAGCGGUACGCUCUACUCACAGAGAGGAAAAAAAACCCCGCAGGACCAAGUGUCUGAGAACAUGAGACGGGACCUCUUUUAGCUAACCCGAAGCAACUGACGCCGUCCGUUCUCACCCCGGCUCUUUUCUCCUUUUGUUUUCGGUGUAAAACUUCAGCUCUGUCAGCAUUUACCGGUGUGCCACUCACCUCUAACACGUUACCUCUGACACGGGUUGUCACCGUUUGACUCUCGGGGCUUUUUGUCUAGGGGAAAGAAAAAGAAAAGCCCCAGCUUUACCGUGGACCUCUGAGCUACCUCUGAAAUCAGAGAAAAGUGGUAGCAGCCAGCAGACAGGAUCCUUUCUAGUCAGUGGGAUGUUAGAGCUCUGGAGGCAGGACCAGGACUGACUGAAGGAGCAUGGUGAAACACCAACCCCUCCAGGUCUAUGAGCGCCAGCUGUGUUUGUCAUGUAUCACUGGGAUCUAUGGUUGCCGCUGGAAACGCUAUCAACGUUCCCAUGAUGACACCACCAAGUGGGAGCUGCUGUGGUCCCUCAUCCUCCUUUUUACCUUCUGUCUGCUGCUGGUCUGGUUCUACUUCUGGUGGGAGGCUCAUAAUGACUACAACGAAUUCAACUGGUUCCUCUACAACCGCUCUGGGGUGUGGAGCGAUGGCACUGUUCCCAUCCUGGCCACCACCGCUGCUGGCUUCACCUAUAUUGCAUUUUUAAUGGUUUUGGCGCUUUGCCACAUUGCGCUUGGGCAACAAUUAAAUUUACACUGGCUCCAUAAGAUAGGAGUGACUGCUGCUCUGCUCACCACCAUCAUUGGGGUGAUAUCUGUCAAUCAAACAUGGGGACAAGAGUGGGAUGUCAUCCCUAUCUCCCUGCAGGCUACAGGUCCGUUCCUUCAUAUCGGGGCUCUUGCUGCGGUCACAGCACUGUCGUGGAUUGUGGCUGGACAGGUCGCCCGUGCAGAAAAAACAAUGUUCCAGGUGGUGGUCGUGCUGCUGUAUCUCAGUGUGUUACUGGGACUCUAUGUGAUGCCCCUCUACAUCACCUCCCCCUGCAUCAUGGAGCCCACUAGCCUCAAACCACGUCCUGAUGUUAUUGGUCACCAGGGAGCCCCCAUGCUUGCUCCAGAGAACACGCUGUGGUCCUUCCAGCGAGCUCUACAGAUGAACGUCACAGGGUUGGAAGCUGAUGUUGCUAUCAGCGUGGAUGGAGUGCCUUUCCUGAUGCACGACAGCACUCUGCGGAGGACCACAGACGUAGAGAAGGUUUUCCCAGACAGACAGAUGGAUGAAGCCUCAUUCUUCAACUGGACAGAUCUGCAACAGCUCAACGCAGGACAGUGGUUCCUUAAGGAUGACCCCUUUUGGACGGUGCACACCCUGUCCCAGCAUGAGAAGACUCUGAUUGCCAACCAGAGUGUGUGCAGCCUGGAGCAGCUUUUGAAGCUGGCCUCCUAUCAUAACAGCACAGUGGUUUUCAGGCUUAGGAGACCUCCCCCAGACCAUCCCUGCUACUACAGCUGGAUCAAUGAUACACUGCAAGCUGUGCAGCAAUCUGGGGUUCCUCCGAGCCUGGUGAUGUGGACCCCAGAUGAGCAAAGGGCCCAGGUGAGACAGCUGGCACCUGGUCUGAUCCAGACCUCAGUGGAGAAACUGAGUCCUCAAAGUCUCCAUCAGUCGGGCAUCAGCAGGCUGCUGCUCAGAUACAACCAGGCCAGUACACAGGACAUCAGUGAUUUCUCUGAGAGCCACAUCAACCUCACCCUCUACACUGUCAACGAGCCCUGGCUGUACUCGGUGCUCUGGUGCAGCGGGGUGUCAUCAGUCUCCUCAGAGGCCCCGCAUAUCCUCAGAAAGGUGCCUUACCCCAUCUGGCUCAUGAGACCACAUGGAUACUGCCUGAUGUGGGUGUCUGCAGACCUCAUCUCCUUUGCUGUAGUCAUAGGAAUAUUCAUUUUCCAGAACUAUCACAUGAUCAGGUAUCGGAUGAGCGGUAUGCACAGCUACAACCCUGAGCAGAUCAUGCUGAGCGCUGCAGUCAGGAGGUCUAGUCGAGACAUCAGCGUCAUGAAGGAGAAACUUAUCUUUUCUGAGGUGGGGAAUGGAGUUGGCAGUGCCGAGGAGCUGUAUGCAGAUAAUGGCUACGACUACUACACCAAUCAGGGCAUCAGCCAGUGACUGGAACUAAGCCUGUGUGAAUCUGCUGCAGUGAGACGGAGACUACAACACUCUGUUCAAAUCAUUCCUGUUUUAGUCGGUGUAAAGUCUGUUCUCCUCCUCUGUCCUACUGAUAAACUGACAGACUGCUGUAUCUGAUGGAGAAAACAACCACCCAGCUGCUGUGUGUACAUUGUGUAAAUAAGGUUUUUGCUUGUCAGACAUACUGUAUAUCACACGGGGCUACACGCACUUUUUAUUGAUGGAAUUCGCCAAAUCUGUGGCUUCCUCUCUCACAUUUAAAUGUCCAAGAGCCCCCCCCCCCCGAGUUACCAAGUUACAGAGUUUCCAGAUUCUUUAAGCUAAUUUUCCAAAGCAGUUUAUUAUUUUAAGCAGUGUAAGUGUAAAUGAUACUCUUCUCUUAGCGAAUGAAUUUCUUUUUAACAAGGCUUUUUACAAUCCUUUAUUGCAGCAUGAGCCUUCUGUCAGCACUCCAUUGUGCUGUUGUUCAUAAUAGUACUAACAUUAUAUUUGUAUUUAAAGAGGAAAAAACAAAAAACACAAACAAGCUGUUUACAGAGGUCCUGCCUUCUCCUCCAGGUGAAAUGUUCACAUGGUGUAUGUAAGAUAAUUAUUUUGAUAGAGGCUGAAUGAACCCCCUGCCCGACUUUUGAUCAGUGCAUGUUACAGGAAUGAUCAUAUCAAAUGACUUGUGUGAGCUGUGCUCCCAGUGUGUAACCAGAAGACGAACUGGUGAAAAUGGUUUGGGGUGGAGAUUAGUGCUGUCUUUUUAUGGUUAAUGUGAAUGUGUUAUGGUUUGUUUCUUUUUUUUUUUUUUAAGAUGUGUAAGGUGUAUUGUGUGUAUCCUGACUGGAAGUGUAUUUUUUUACCCUGUGUGCAGUGCUAUGUUGAAUGUGUUAUUGUAAAUAAGAGAUGAACCAGUGUGAGAGAUGCUCCAGCCAACUAAGAAUUACAUUUGAACAAUGUGACAGUUAAUUAAUUACAAUAGCAAUAGUCUGGCCAUGAUGGAAGUCAUUUCACUUCCUUCACAGCCUCUGGACUGCAGUUAGGUCUGUGGUAUUGUAUUGCUGACAAACAAAAUGCAUCUCAAUGUAAGUUUCUGGUGUAAAGCUGAAUGUUAUAAGAUAAAUGAAGUGGGUGCUAAAUGUGAAAAUAAAGCUCCAAGCUAAUUGAAGGGACGCUACUAGAGGUAUCACAGGAGGCAGCACAGGGUCAAGAAACUGAUUGCGUUUUGUGUUGACUUUCUUUCUUUGGGUAUUACUGUGCCUCAGAAGUAAAACAUUAAAAACUCUUCUAAUACAGGA
Molecule: messenger RNA, 3517 nt
Organism: Seriola dumerili (greater amberjack)
Lineage: Eukaryota; Metazoa; Chordata; Actinopteri; Carangiformes; Carangidae
Gene: gdpd5b
Product: glycerophosphodiester phosphodiesterase domain-containing protein 5-like
Exons: 17
Coding region: 441-2213 (590 amino acids)
Biological process (GO): positive regulation of neuron differentiation; lipid metabolic process
Cellular component (GO): plasma membrane
Molecular function (GO): glycerophosphodiester phosphodiesterase activity
Source: RefSeq, a predicted model, not a curated record